CUCAACUUCUCAGAAAUGCAUAUCAACAAAACAGAUAGCGCAACUUGUAAUUCAGCAUCUUAAAUACAUGAGGUGAAUCUAAGAAUAAGAUGGCAUCUGCAAGAGAGUUGAGGUAUAUGGAGAGAUGUAAGAAGCGUAAAGAAAGGAAUACAACUCCAGCAAGACAAUUGAAAAGACUUAGAAGUACUCAGGACACUUCAUACAACAAAGAGAUUUAUCAAUAUGAUACAUCACAACCAUGUCAAAAUGACACAUCGCAGCCUUGUCAAAAUGAUACAUCACAACCAUCUGAAACGACUUCGAUAAUGUAUGAGAUAGGCAGGAAACUGUGUAGGAAACCCUGGGCCACUACCACAAUGAACAGUACAGAGCUAACAACACAGAUUGACUUGUUGCGCCAGCUUGGAGGUGAGUAUAUGAAACUCGCUGACGCCAUAUCAGAGGGUUGGUACUUUGUAAGAGCUUCAGGUUGCUAUAAUGCAGCAUUAAGAUGUAUUGAAAAACUGAAGAACCUUCCAGAAGGUGCAACUGAGAUAGACAGCUCUAUGUUAGUCUCUAAGAAAUCAGAUUGUCUGAAACAACUACAACAUAUCGAAGCAACAUUCCUGACUAUAGCAGCGCACCAAAAUUACAAAACAGCAAAACAACACAAAGAACUGUAUGAGACAGAACUGAAUUCAUUGAGAGAAUUCUCAUCAAAGACGAUCAAUGACAUUGUGAAGAAUGACAUGAAAGUUGAUUCGAUAACCACUGAAAUGUCUGUUGAAGAUGAGGACAGCACAAUUAAGAACAGUAAAGUUUUCUAUAAUGAACUUUCAGAUAGACUGAAAAAGUUUUAUAGACUUUUAAUCGAUGAUUGUAUUUCAGUUCUUGAGGUACCCGAUUGUAAAUUCAGUGUGUUAGGCCUUGGGUCUUUAGCCAGAAUGGAAGCCACUGCUUACUCAGAUUUAGAAUCUGCAAUAUUGUUUGACUCCAGUGGUAUGACCUCAGGUGAAGUUGAAAAGGUGAAGCAUAAAUUUAGACUCAUGGUCCAUUACCUCCAUCUUAAGGUGCUUAACCUUGGUGAAACAAUCCUACCAAGUCUUUGUAUCCCUGUCUUAAAUGAUUUCAACACAGAGUUACCUGAACAUAUGACAGACAACAAAUACUUUGACAUAACCACACCUCAGGGCAUGUGCUUUGAUGGUGCAAUGCCCUGGGCAAGUAAGACUCCAAUUGGACGUAACAAAACUAAGCUCAAACCAGCAAGAGAGUUGAUCAUGACACCUGAAGAGAUGGCUGAAUACCAGACAGAAAGCAUUUGUAUCAAAGAAGGCUACCAUCUCAGUGAUGUUCUUAUGACGACCACUCUUAUAUAUGGAGAUGAAGGCCUGCUAGAAAGGUAUAACACAAACAUACAAAAGUUCCUAAAUUCACCAUCAGAAAAGGAUUCAAGUUUAUCUGUGGGUGCCCUUCGGGCAGAUGAAACCUUGAAGGAUGACCUCAACAAAUAUUUACAAAAUCCUCUCACACCUGAAACUUUGGGCAAGCAAGUUCAUGUGAAAAAGGAUAUAUACAGAUUUGCAACAAUAUCUGUGAACACCCUGAAACUGAAGUACACCUGUGUCUCUCAGGCUCCUCUCGA
Molecule: messenger RNA, 1624 nt
Organism: Owenia fusiformis
Lineage: Eukaryota; Metazoa; Annelida; Polychaeta; Sabellida; Oweniidae
Source: the annotation of a GenBank genome assembly